Molecule: messenger RNA, 1148 nt
Organism: Symsagittifera roscoffensis
Lineage: Eukaryota; Metazoa; Xenacoelomorpha; Acoela; Convolutidae
Product: large ribosomal subunit protein mL54-like
Exons: 2
Coding region: 46-453 (135 amino acids)
Cellular component (GO): mitochondrial large ribosomal subunit
Molecular function (GO): structural constituent of ribosome
Source: RefSeq, a predicted model, not a curated record
GCAUGAAAAUAUAAGCCAAGGAAUGCGUUAUUUCAGUUUAUUCUAAUGGCUUUUCGUAAUGGCAGUUCAUUCUUCAUCUCUACUCGGUCUUUCUGCUGCAGAUGUGCCCCCCUCUUCGCUAAGGCUAAACCCCCGGGUGGGGUUAGAGUGGGAGGGGCGAAAGGAGGGGCUUCAUCAACUGGGGCUAAUAUUACACUACCGAAAGAUGCGGAUUCACUUGCCAAUUACUGCAUUGGAGCUCAGGUAUACAAAGAUAAAGAUGACCCUGAAAUCAAUCCAGACAAUUCAGCUUACCCAGAGUGGCUGUGGACAAUUCGGAAAAACGGGCCACCUAUUUUGGAAGAGUUAGAUCCAGACUCAAUCGAAUACUGGCAGACGCUGAUUGAAAUGACAUACAAACAAGUUCAGAUUGACAGGCCCAAACCGAAACACAGAAAAAUCAAAGAUUUCUGAGUUUUUUUUUAUCGGAUGCAAUGUUUUUCAUGAGAUUUUUCUGAUGCUAGUUAAUUCUUGAGUAAAAUAAAAUUUGAUGACGAUUGAAAGUUUUUGAUGAUGAAAGUUUUUAGAUUUAUUAGAAGCAAAGUGGACCAAAUCGAAUUUUAGCAGACAAUAAUUCAGAUUGCAUACAAGUUCAGCUUGAUUGACUCGAACGGAAACACAGAAAAAUGAAAGAUUUCUGUGAUAUGCUAUUUUUUCAUUGUGUUUCUGAUUAUUUUUGUUCUUGAGUAAAAUUGAAUUUGUUGAUGAUUGAAACGUUUUGAUCUAGAAAUAUAAAAGGCACAAUUAGGCCAAACGAAUACUGGAAGACGCUUAUUGAGAUGACAUUGUAUUUACGAAAUAAUCUUUUGUGUGGUAAUAUCUUUGAAUUGAUUUUUGCAAAUAACACAAAGGUUACGAUAUACUGGCUGAUUGAAAUGACUUUUAUUCCGACCAUUGAAACUGGAAAGGAAAUUCGUAUUCGGGUGUGUUUAAGUUUUUUUCCACGCAAAGUCAGGUACCGCAAAUAAUCAUCCUACUGGGCUGAGUGAUAUAUCAUAUAAAAGCCCUUUGAGUCGUGAUUUGAACGACAUUAAAUACUUUCCAACAAAUUUUCCCAGUGUCGAGAAAAACGGGUUCAACAUUUCUGAUUUUUCGUCUAAUUUCGAGCU